Messenger RNA from Peronospora matthiolae, 303 nucleotides. The record is from the annotation of a GenBank genome assembly. Lineage: Eukaryota; Oomycota; Peronosporomycetes; Peronosporales; Peronosporaceae.
AUGAACAUGUUGGACGUAGAAGACGACAGCUUUCACGUCACACGUGAAGGUUACUCCCAUCUGAGUGGCUCAGAGUGGGAGGUAGUCGGCCGCAUGAGUGUGCUCAUGGGCGAACCCGCCAUCAGUGGUACGUUCGAGCCUCUAAGCAGAGACCAGCAACAUGCUGCUAUCAACAAGUUCCUACAAGGGGAACUUGCCGUCGAAAGACAGAAGACAGCCUUGAUACAACAGCAAGGCUCUCAUCAGUCGAUGGGCGGACCGACGCACAUGCGUCGACCCGAACCUUGGAGAUUGAUAUCUUAA